CUUGUACUAAAUGGGUGACAAGAAGAAGGCAGGUUCAAUUCUAGUGAGGCUUGUCUCUGCAGCUGGUACUGGAUUCUUCUAUGUGGUUAGGAAGAGCAGGAGGUUUCAGAAUACCCAGGCCAAGCUUGAGUUUCGCAAGUAUGAUCCUCGUGUGAAGCGCCAUGUUCUCUUCACUGAGGCAAAGAUGAAGUGAGAGACGCGCAGAGUAUUUACUCCUGGCGAUUUAAUAUCCUUGCCUGUUACAUGUGAAUUAAAUUUUACAUGAAAGAAAGCGCAUAGUUGUGAAGACAAUUUUGGUAUUUGCUGUAUGAUGGUUUGACUGCAAUAUCAUGGCAAACUUGUAGCUGAAGCUGGACGACUCUACAUUCUUUUAGAUUAAUAACAGACCUGCAACUUUGGGAUGCUAUUAUCUGCUUCUCCAAUAUCUAAUUCCAGAAUUUCUUUGGGCUUUUUAAAUUUAGAAGAACGCACUUUUGAUGUGUGUUGAGCCAUUAAUUCAUGCCUUUACUUGUCUUCAUGGUACUUGUGGCUCUGCAAUUCCCCCCGUCAUCUUCGUAAUCCGGAGGUUAGUCUUACUCUUGGCAAUUAGCUUAGUCUUAACUCUGCUUGGCUAUGUCAGGGGUCAUGUAAAUGUCCUGAAGGGUGUUCAUUUGGGUGUCUUUGAACCUCGGUUCUUGAGGGUGACAUGUUCUUGAAUCCAAUUUAGUUGACUUGUGUAGUUGUCAGCUAAAAGGCAGAGUGAAGCGUGAUUGAAUUUUAUGCUGGCAGAUUUAGAUGAUCCGUGCGGUUCAGUUCAUCUAGUUGAUUUGGUGCCGUAUAAAAUUGAAUGCUUGAUCACUUGCAAUGCUGCCGUUGCCUGCGUGGCUAAAUUCUAGUUUCUAGUGUAUAUAGUUCCCUCUUGUCCAUUUAGUACUCCCUCUGUCUCACUUUGAUUGAUAAUUCUGCUUUCUAUCUUCCCCAAAUUGUAAUUCAUUUUCUAAUUGAAGAACGUAGUUAUCUUU
Messenger RNA from Coffea arabica (coffee), 1001 nucleotides. RefSeq lists its product as uncharacterized. The record is from RefSeq and is a predicted model, not a curated record. Gene Ontology annotation, biological process: translation. NCBI's taxonomy places the organism in Eukaryota, Viridiplantae, Streptophyta, Magnoliopsida, Gentianales, Rubiaceae. Gene Ontology annotation, molecular function: structural constituent of ribosome. Gene Ontology annotation, cellular component: large ribosomal subunit; ribosome.